ACAAUCAACUUCUAAAUAAAAUCUUCUCUUCAACAAUCAGUCAUUUCCUUUCUCGUAGCUUACACAGACACACACAGUAAUCUGAAGAAAUCAAAGAGAAGAAGAAGAUUGAAGAUUCCAAGUUCCGUCAACGACAACGCAAAUCAAGAGACGCGACGACGCAAGUUUCCCUAAUCGAAGAGUGCACAACGAAAGACUUCUGGUCAUCUCAGCGUUCUGUCCUAUUGUUGAACCUCUACCAGAUACUUGCUGUGCCGUGCGAAGAAUCUAGCGAAAAUGGGACGACUAAAGCUGCAAGCUGGUAUCAAUUCAAUAGACGAGGAAGAACCUGAGGAAUGUGAUGCUUCCUAUCCUAAUAAAACAACUUUGGCGUGCAUGAUCAAUUCUGAAAUCGGUGCUGUUUUGGCAGUCAUGAGAAGAAAUGUAAGAUGGGGAGGUCGUUAUAUGUCAGGGGAUGAUCAGCUGGAGCACUCCCUCAUUCAGUCUUUUAAGGCAUUAAGGAGACAAAUCUUUUCGUGGCACCACCAUCAGUGGCAAGCUAUCAACCCUGCCUUGUAUCUGCAGCCAUUUUUAGAUGUGAUUCGGUCUGAUGAAACCGGUGCAGCAAUUACUGGUGUUGCUUUGUCGUCUGUUUACAAGAUCUUAACUCUUGAUGUGAGCGAUCAAAAUACUGCCAAUGUUGACGAUGCCAUGCACUUGGUGGUUGAUGCUGUCACUAGCUGUAGAUUUGAGGUCACGGAUCCAUCUUCGGAAGAAGUUGUUUUAGUGAAGAUACUACAAGUUCUCCUAGCAUGUAUGAAAAGUAAAGCAUCUGUAAUGCUGAGUAACCAACAUGUUUGCACCAUAGUGAAUACUUGUUUCCGUAUAGUUCAUCAAGCAGGAACCAAAGGCGAGGUUUUGCAGCAGAUAGCACGGUACACAAUGCAUGAACUUGUAAGGUGUAUUUUUUCUCACCUUCAAGAUGUUGGCAACACCGACCAUGCAUUGGUUAAUGGAAGAGCUAAUUUGAAACAGGAGACUGGAACUGGAGGCCUAAAUAAUGAGUAUGCUUUUGGAAGUAGACAAUUGGAGAAUGGUAGCUUGAGUUCUGAAUAUGAUAAUCAGUCAUUACCCACAAACCUUGCUCCCAAUGCUGCAACUGGUGUGACAGCUACUGUGAUGGAUGAAAACACAGCAAUAGCUAUUAGUGGCAAGGAUGGUGUACACUUUGACAUGCAUCUGAUGACUGAACCAUAUGGUGUUCCUUGCAUGGUGGAAAUAUUCCACUUUUUGUGUUCUUUGCUGAAUGUCGUUGAGCAUAUGGAAAUGGGACCUAGAUCAAACACUGUAGCAUUUGAUGAAGAUGUACCCCUCUUUGCUUUAACUUUGAUUAAUUCUGCUAUAGAACUUGGAGGGCCUUCUAUUCGGCGUCACCCAAGGUUGCUGAGCUUAAUUCAAGAUGAACUGUUUCAUAAUCUGAUGCAAUUUGGUUUGUCAAUGAGUCCCCUUAUACUUUCAAUUGUGUGUAGCAUUGUUCUCAAUCUUUAUCACAAUCUUCGUCCAGAACUCAAAUUACAGAUAGAAGCAUUUUUUUCUUGUGUCAUCUUGAGACUUGCACAAGGCAGAUAUGGGGCUUCUUACCAGCAGCAAGAGGUAGCCAUGGAGGCCCUCGUCGACUUCUGCAGGCAAAAAACGUUUAUGGUAGAUAUGUAUGCUAACUUUGACUGUGACAUAACUUGCAGUAAUGUCUUUGAAGACCUUGCUAAUUUGUUGUCCAGAAGUGCAUUUCCUGUGAACUGUCCAUUGUCUUCCAUGCAUAUUCUUGCUUUGGAUGGUCUUAUUGCUGUCAUACAGGGAAUGGCUGAAAGAAUAGCCAAUGGAUCUGUAAGCUCAGAAUAUUCUCCAGUGAAUCUUGAAGAGUAUACCCCAUUCUGGAUGGUGAAAUGUGAGAAUUAUAAUGAUCCAAAUCAUUGGGUUCCUUUUUCCCGCCGAAGAAAGUACAUAAAGAGAAGAUUAAUGAUUGGUGCUGACCACUUUAAUCGUGAUCCUAAGAAAGGUCUUGAGUUUCUCCAGGGAACACAUCUUUUGCCUGACAAACUUGAUCCCCAAAGUGUUGCUUGCUUUUUCAGAUACACUGCUGGGUUGGAUAAGAAUCUUGUUGGUGAUUUCCUAGGAAACCAUGAUGAAUUCUGUGUUCAGGUUCUUCAUGAAUUUGCUGGAACAUUUGAUUUCCAAGACAUGAACUUAGAUACAGCACUGCGUUUAUUUUUGGAGACUUUCAGACUGCCUGGAGAAUCACAAAAGAUUCAUAGGGUGCUUGAAGCCUUCUCUGAGAGAUAUUAUGAACAGUCACCACAUAUCCUAGCUAACAAGGAUGCUGCUCUUGUGUUAUCUUAUUCAAUGAUAAUGCUUAAUACAGAUCAGCACAAUGUGCAGGUUAAAAAGAAGAUGACAGAAGAGGAUUUUAUCCGAAAUAAUAGGCAUAUAAAUGGUGGCAAUGAUCUUCCUCGAGAUUUCCUAUCAGAGAUUUACCAUUCAAUUUGUAAGAAUGAAAUCCGUACAACCCCUGAACAAGGUGUUGGAUUUCCCGAAAUGACUCCAAGUCGAUGGAUCGAUCUAAUGCAUAAGUCAAGAAAAACUGCUCCAUUUAUUGUAUCUGAUUCCAAGGCCUACCUUGAUCAUGAUAUGUUUGCCAUAAUGUCAGGUCCAACUAUUGCUGCCAUCUCUGUGGUGUUUGAUCAUGCUGAACAUGAAGAGGUUUGCCAAACAUGUGUGGAUGGAUUCCUAGCUGUUGCUAAGAUUUCUGCUUGCCAUCAUCUUGAAGAUGUUCUUGAUGAUCUGGUAGUGUCUCUUUGUAAGUUCACUACGCUCUUAAACCCGUCAUUAGUUGAGGAACCAGUUCUUGCCUUUGGAGAUGACAUGAAAGCAAGAAUGGCAACUGUAACUGUAUUCACAAUUGCAAAUAGGUAUGGUGAUUACAUACGCACAGGUUGGAGGAAUAUUCUUGAUUGCAUCUUAAGACUGCACAAGCUUGGUCUUCUUCCUGCCCGUGUUGCCAGUGAUGCAGCUGAUGAGUCAGAACUUUCUGCUGAAACUGUGCAUGGAAAGCCUAUUGUGAAUUCCUUAUCCUCUGCUCAUUUGCAGUCUAUUGGCACUCCUAGGAGAUCUUCAGGAUUGAUGGGUAGGUUUAGUCAACUCUUAUCUCUUGACACUGAAGAGCCAAGAUCACAACCUACUGAACAACAUGCUGCUCAUCAGCGCACCCUUAACACGAUAGAGAAGUGUCACAUUGACAGCAUAUUCACAGAGAGUAAAUUUCUGCAAGCUGAAUCUCUAUUGCAGCUUGCCAGAGCGCUCAUUUGGGCAGCAGGUCGACCUCAGAAAGGGAACAGCACACCUGAGGAUGAAGAUACAGCAGUAUUCUGCCUGGAGUUACUGAUUGCGAUCACUUUGAAUAACAGGGAUAGAAUUGGCAUUCUCUGGCAGGGUGUUUACGAGCACAUAUCUAAUAUUGUUCAGUCAACUGUAAUGCCCUGUGCCUUGGUAGAGAAGGCUGUUUUUGGACUUCUGCGGAUUUGUCAGCGGUUGCUCCCCUACAAGGAGAACAUUGCAGAUGAACUUUUGAGAUCAUUGCAACUUGUCUUGAAGCUUGAUGCCCGAGUUGCUGAUGCAUACUGUGAGCAGAUUACUCAGGAAGUCAGUCGCCUUGUGAAGGAAAAUGCUUCUCAUAUAAGAUCUCAGUUAGGAUGGCGCACAAUCACCUCCCUACUUUCAAACAUAGCUAGGCACAUAGAAGCAUCUGAGGCAGGGUUUGAUGCACUGUUGUUCAUAAUGUCCGAUGGUGCCAACUUAGUUCCAGCUAAUUAUGUUCUCUGUAUAGAUACUGCGAGGCAGUUUGCUGAGUCUCGUGUUGGGCAAGCUGAGCGAUCUGUACGAGCACUGGAUCUCAUGGCAGGAUCUGUCAGUUGCUUGGCCCGGUGGACUACCGAGGCUAAGGAAGCAAUGGUAGAGGAGCAAAUAUCUAAGUUGUCACAGGAUAUUGGAGAGAUGUGGUUGAGACUAGUACAGGGUCUAAGGAAGGUGUGUUUAGACCAGAGAGAAGAGGUCAGAAAUCAUGCUUUAUUAUCUCUGCAGAGGUGCUUGACAGGAGCUGAUGGCAUUUAUCUCCCAUAUGGUUUGUGGUUACAAUGUUUCGAUCUUGUGAUCUUUACUGUGCUUGAUGACCUGCUAGAGAUUGCACAGGGACACUCUCAGAAGGAUUACCGCAACAUGGAAGGAACCCUUAUCUUAGCAAUGAAGCUCUUGUCCAAAGUAUUUCUCCAGUUACUCCCAGAUUUAUCACAAUUGACAACCUUCUGCAAGCUAUGGUUAGGCGUACUGAGCCGAAUGGAAAAAUACACGAAGGUGAAGGUUAGGGGAAAAAGAAGUGAGAAGCUUCAAGAGACAGUUCCUGAGCUUCUUAAAAACUCCUUGAUUGUUAUGAAGAUGCGUGGUAUACUGGUGCAAAGGAGUGCCUUGGGUGGUGAUAGUCUGUGGGAAUUAACAUGGCUUCACGUGAAUAACAUUUCACCAUCACUGCAACUUGAGGUGUUCCCUGAGCAGGAUUCUGAACAUUUGCAGCAUAGACAAGGUGAAUCAGUAGGAGGUUUGGUGCCUGAUAAUUUGGGUUCUGUUCCUUCGAGUGAAACUGGCAAUCGUGUAGAUGAUGGUCAUUGUGGUUAAUUAGAGCUUCGAUAUUGUUGCCACUGAAUCAGUUUAGCUGUUCAUAGUUACAUUACACUGAUGAUCCCUGACGUUAACAUGUUGAUUAUGCCAAAUGUUGUGGAUCAAACUCUCAUGUUAAUUAUGUUUGCUAUAGAUUGAUGCAGAAGUGUUACUUGAGGCAGAGCAUGUUGACCUGCUUAAAAAUCAUUUUCACUGUUUAUUAGCAUUUGCAAUUUGCCUUUCCUCA
Molecule: messenger RNA, 4930 nt
Organism: Lotus japonicus
Lineage: Eukaryota; Viridiplantae; Streptophyta; Magnoliopsida; Fabales; Fabaceae
Product: ARF guanine-nucleotide exchange factor GNOM
Exons: 3
Coding region: 277-4701 (1474 amino acids)
Biological process (GO): regulation of ARF protein signal transduction
Molecular function (GO): guanyl-nucleotide exchange factor activity
Source: RefSeq, a predicted model, not a curated record